Photinus pyralis (common eastern firefly) is the source of this 690-nucleotide messenger RNA. Its product is annotated as enhancer of filamentation 1-like. The record is from RefSeq and is a predicted model, not a curated record. Gene Ontology annotation, biological process: cell surface receptor protein tyrosine kinase signaling pathway; cell migration. Bases 239 to 475 code for a protein of 78 amino acids. Gene Ontology annotation, cellular component: plasma membrane; cytoplasm. Lineage: Eukaryota; Metazoa; Arthropoda; Insecta; Coleoptera; Lampyridae. The transcript is spliced from 3 exons. Gene Ontology annotation, molecular function: protein binding.
UAACAAAUUGAUGACUUAACGACUGUUCGUAUGGAAUUUUGUGGAUUAUACUUUGAAAUUAUGGUGUUAUUAAUAGUCGAUUCAGCCGUCCACCCUACACAAAGACAACCACGCAUAAAUUUUCUACAAUCUACUUUCAUUGAAUAAGCACAACGUUUUUGGACUUCGAUGUCAUGAAUGGAAACGCGUGUUCUCCAACCUACGACAUCGCGAAUUCCUCUAAUUCGAAUAUAUUACAAUGUUAAAUUUCGGAACAAAUUGGAAAGUUUGGAACUGUUUGGCAAGAGCGCUCUACGAUAACAUAGCCGAGUCGCCCGACGAAUUAGCAUUCCGCAAAGGUGACAUUCUGGUGGUGCUCGAACAAAACACGGGGAACAUAGAGGGAUGGUGGUUGUGUUCGUUACGAGGUCGACAGCUGUGGCGUUCCUCGACUUUUAUCUUAUACGUCGUCUAUGAUCAAUGCGAUAAGACGUAAACUGCGUUUUUUUGGUUUAUUUUCCGAAUAACAAUUGAUGUUACAUUGCCGUUUCUUUCCGAGCUCAUAAGGCACAUACUGUAAACCAGGGUGCAAAAUAGAGGUCGUCGUGGUGGAUCCAACGUAUGAAGCUUUACGGAAAACACGAACUGGCAGAUUUGUUUCAAAACGCAGGGCAAACGUAAUUUCGGUUAGAAUAUCGGAAAUAGCAGCCA